AUGAGCAAUGAAUCUGGAAAUUCGUCUGGAACCUCUGUAGCUCGAGUAAGAGGUAGGGUCGUUGGUGUGCCCAAGAGAUGCUGGUGUGGAGAAUUGGUUGUGUCGUUGAUGUCCAAGUCCGCCGCGAAUCCGUACCGGAGAUACUAUCGGUGUGCUUUUGCGGUUGAGAGAAAGCUGAGUAAUGAUAAUCACACGUAUAAGUGGGUUGAUGAAGCAUUUGUGGAUGAGAUUGAAGCAUUGACAUGUAGGAUAAGCAGACUAGAAGAUACCAUUCUUGCUGAGAGUGUGGAAGAAGGGAGGAAGAAGCUUGCAGAGCUUGAAAUGAAGUUAGAGACUGAGGUUUUUGCAAGAGUGGAAGAGGUCGUUAAUGAAGUCAAAUGGGAAGUCAAAAAAAUGAUGGGGAUUGUUCUUUUAGGAACAUUGACCAUGCUUGUGCUGUCUAAGCUUGUUUAG
Messenger RNA from Brassica napus (rape), 453 nucleotides. RefSeq lists its product as uncharacterized. Lineage: Eukaryota; Viridiplantae; Streptophyta; Magnoliopsida; Brassicales; Brassicaceae. Gene Ontology annotation, molecular function: zinc ion binding. Bases 1 to 453 code for a protein of 150 amino acids. The transcript has 2 exons. The record is from RefSeq and is a predicted model, not a curated record.